AUGAAUGUAGACCUAGGGAGUUUUAUCGUUUUGCAGGAAGUUGGCCAGCAGCAACUGAUGGAUAACUUGCUUCGGAGUCAGUAUCGACGUGCGACGCAUGCCAGCGUGGAUUAUCCUAGUCCGCCUCGGCAACCGCGGAAACGCUAUUCACAGCCACAAAUGUCUGCUGAAGUUGGUGAUGAGUUAUAUCGUGCGAAAGCUGCCGUUGCUCGAAAGCGAUCCUUACCACGUCCGCCUACUGCACUGUAG
Gongylonema pulchrum is the source of this 249-nucleotide messenger RNA. The record is from the annotation of a GenBank genome assembly. Lineage: Eukaryota; Metazoa; Nematoda; Chromadorea; Rhabditida; Gongylonematidae.